AUGGCUUCCAAAUCUAAGGAGGGUCAGUCAUCAGGUGGCUUUCACCAGGAGUACAUCGCAUCCCUCCGCUAUCGCAAUGAUCUGCCUCCCCCAGAAAUGCCCCCCAAGUUCCUUGACAUCCCACACGAGGGCUUGAGUCGCUUCCUCACCCCCGGUUUUGCCUCAAAUCUGGCGCGCCGUGAGGAGCCCAACAUUGAAGUCGAUGCCGAAGGUGGGAUGCCAAUUGACCUUGUCGGUAUUCCGGGGUUACAUUUGGGCGACGAGAGUGCUAUUAUGGCACCUGAGAAUCCUCAGCCCAUGGACCCCGCUGACCUUCCCCUUCUCAUGACUAUCGAGCAACUCCGCAACCCUGCCCCCAGGAAUACCAAUGUCAGUUUCCUCCGCCGUACACAACACAUCGGUGUCGACCGCAGUGCGGGAGAUGGAUCACGCCCUGCACCCAUUAAACCACAAUCACGCACUGCGAAGAAAGGGAAACCUCCUGUGGAUGACCCAAAACAUGUUAAGAAGUUCAUCCAAAAAGGAUUUGAUAUCGCCUACCCCCAGAGCAAGCACUCUGGAGACGACACUGAUAGCCACAUCCGCGGUCUUCCCCCCACAAAGGCAGAACUUAAUGCCUGGGCUAAUCCCGUUCACCCUGAAAACCCGAAAUUGAAGCCAGUCGGUUUCUUCCCUGUGAUGCCUGAUCUGGAAGGGUUCCCAGACCCUGGUGGUUACCUUCAAUUCAAGUUUGAUAAGGCGCCUUUGGCAGCCGUCGCAGGCAAGCGGGACAAGCGUAUGGAUGUUGGUAUCCUGACACCAGUCGCGCCCGAGCAGCGCGUUUGCAUGGAGCACGAAUCUAAACUGAAUCUUCACCACACGAACCCUGUUCUUUACGCCCACCCGGGCCCAGUCCCUUAUGACUACCAACUCUUCCUUCCAGAGAAGCCACAAUCCGUUAAGAACAUUGACGCUAGCAUGAACCUGUCCAACCCAAAUCGAGACAGCGAAGAUCUCUACACCAACGAGAGCGCCGAGGGCAACAAGUUCCACCGCUAUGAUCGCAUUCGCACUUACGCCACCAGUGCUCAGGUCUUCAACACUGAGCAAAAGGACAUCGCUUUGACGCUAUUCGAACCCAAGAAUGGCGACGCCAGACAGUUGGCCGCUUACUACUAUCCAAUUUCAGGCAAGGCCCGCCUCAAGCCGGAGCGUGCUCGCACUAUCGCCCAGGCCGGUCUCGCUCCAACUUCCACGCAACAGGAAGAGAUCGAGGAACGGAUUGACCAGAUGCAGAUAGUCAUGCGUGACCCCAACGAGGCUGAAGUCUACAAGCGUGCUUUGACCCGUCUGCGUAUCGAUCCGAAGUUUGCAAGCAAUAUGCCACCCGAGCCCGUUGUCCAGGAAGAGGAGCAACCGUUGGAGAACGAAGGGACAGAAAAGUCAGCCGAUGAGGAUGCUCGCAUGAGCGAUGACGAAUAG
This is a messenger RNA of Penicillium egyptiacum, 1461 nucleotides long. The record is from the annotation of a GenBank genome assembly. Lineage: Eukaryota; Fungi; Ascomycota; Eurotiomycetes; Eurotiales; Aspergillaceae.